AUGGAUGAAAGACAAGUCAACCAAGCCGACGAUGAAUGGACCAUACUUGAAGCAGCCGCCAGGAGUUAUGGGAGAAGGAUACAUAACGUCAAAAGUGAUGGAAGCUCUUUCUAUCACGCAAUAUCAUAUUGGUUGACGGAAGAUGAGGACAUGAUGAGCGAUCAUUUGAGGGAGAGGAACUGUAAUCUGAUGAUGUCGAAGGCGCUGGAAGAUAGAGCCAUCGGUGAAGUUCUAGAUGAUGAGAUGAUAGAAAAACACCGGACGAAAGCUCAUGGGCAUGCAGAAGCAGAAGAUAGUUGGAUUCGAACUAUGUCUGAGGAGAUAAGAUCGAGUAUCAUGGUUGUUCUAGUCAAUAUGCGAUCCCGCUCAACGUUUCACCAGAUAUUCACCACCAAUCCAAUCAUCCCAGGUGCUUUGCCACCCCUCGUCGUGCUUGGCUUGCUGAUGACUAGCAACCAUUUUGUGGUAUUGGAAAGACAACCUGGGAAAGGAAAUGUUAACUACAGCAUCGAUCCCACUCAAUUCUCCGAUUUCACCUCAUCGCUUCCUCCUCUCACAAUCGCCUCUCACAAUCGCUGA
Kwoniella mangroviensis CBS 8507 is the source of this 579-nucleotide messenger RNA. RefSeq lists its product as uncharacterized. The record is from RefSeq and is a predicted model, not a curated record. NCBI's taxonomy places the organism in Eukaryota, Fungi, Basidiomycota, Tremellomycetes, Tremellales, Cryptococcaceae. The transcript is spliced from 7 exons. The coding region runs from base 1 to 579 and encodes 192 amino acids.